AGGGCGAUCCGAGGCGCGCCGGACUGGAGCAGCGACCCGGGGCCCCUGUUCUGGGAGCGGGAAGUCGGAAGAGGGUUUGUCGCCGGUGCCCGCAGGCUUGGGCGCUACCCGAGCGAGAGGAGGGAGCGAGGGCUCGCCAGGCGCCCAGCCGCCUCCCCGGCACAAGCUCUCCGGACUCGAAGGUCUGCAGGCUGCUGCUCCUCCCACCCCGGCCCGCCUCCUCGCUCUUUCGCUAGCUCUCCGGAGCUGCUGUGCUAACACCGCGGUGCGUCCCGGCGAGUGCGGGCCGAGGGGCCCUGCGCCAGGGCUGAGCAGAGGACAGGGGCGUCCCGGGCAGAGCGCAGCCGGCCGGGGAGUGGCCAUGUGUGGCAAGGCCGCGGCGAAGUUCGUCUGCACCAAGUGACCUAGCGUCGUGGACCGCUGCCCUGCCCCCUCUGCUGCCACCUGGGGCAGCGCGGGCCCCGGUGCCCCGGAUCGCGCGUAGAGCCGGCGCGAUGCACGUGCGCUCGCUGCGCGCCGCGGCGCCACACAGCUUCGUGGCUCUCUGGGCGCCUCUGUUCUUACUGCGCUCCGCCCUAGCCGACUUCAGCCUGGACAACGAGGUGCACUCGAGCUUCAUCCACCGGCGCCUCCGCAGCCAGGAGCGGCGGGAAAUGCAGCGGGAGAUCCUGUCCAUCUUGGGCUUGCCCCAUCGCCCGCGCCCGCACCUCCAGGGAAAGCAUAACUCGGCGCCCAUGUUCAUGUUGGACCUGUACAACGCCAUGGCGGUGGAGGAGAGUGGGCCCGACGGCCAGGGCUUCUCCUACCCCUACAAGGCCGUCUUCAGUACCCAGGGUCCCCCUUUAGCCAGCCUGCAGGACAGCCACUUCCUCACCGACGCCGACAUGGUCAUGAGCUUCGUCAACCUCGUGGAACAUGACAAGGAACUCUUCCAUCCCCGCUACCACCAUCGGGAGUUCCGGUUUGACCUCUCCAAGAUCCCCGAGGGGGAAGCGGUGACUGCAGCUGAGUUCCGCAUCUAUAAGGACUACAUCCGGGAGCGGUUUGACAACGAGACCUUCCAGAUCAGGGUCUACCAGGUGCUCCAGGAGCACUCCGGCAGGGAGUCGGACCUCUUCUUGCUGGACAGUCGUACCCUCUGGGCUUCUGAGGAGGGAUGGCUGGUGUUUGACAUCACAGCCACCAGCAACCACUGGGUGGUCAACCCUCGGCACAAUCUGGGCCUGCAGCUCUCCGUGGAGACCCUGGAUGGGCAGAGCAUCAACCCCAAGUUGGCUGGCCUGAUUGGGCGGCACGGGCCCCAGAACAAGCAGCCCUUCAUGGUGGCCUUCUUCAAGGCCACAGAGGUCCAUCUGCGUAGCAUCCGGUCCACUGGGGGCAAGCAGCGCAGCCAGAACCGCUCCAAGACGCCCAAGAACCAAGAGGCACUGAGGAUGGCCAGUGUGGCAGAAAACAGCAGCAGUGACCAGAGGCAAGCCUGCAAGAAACACGAGCUGUACGUCAGCUUCCGAGACCUCGGCUGGCAGGACUGGAUCAUUGCACCUGAAGGCUAUGCUGCCUAUUACUGUGAAGGGGAGUGUGCCUUCCCUCUGAACUCCUACAUGAACGCCACCAACCACGCCAUCGUCCAGACACUGGUUCACUUCAUCAACCCCGACACGGUGCCUAAGCCUUGCUGCGCGCCCACCCAGCUCAACGCCAUAUCCGUCCUCUACUUCGACGACAGCUCCAAUGUCAUCCUGAAGAAGUACAGGAACAUGGUGGUCCGGGCCUGUGGCUGCCACUAGCCUCUUCUCCGGGCCACAUUGUUCCAGAUCUGUGGUGUCUCACCAUCUAGUCUCUCAGCUGCCCACCUUGGCGAGGAGCCAACAGACCAGUCACCUUUCCUGAGCCUUCCCCUCACCUCCCCAACCGGAAAUACGUAAGGCAUUAGAAACCCGAGCGCCCAGUGGCUGGCAAGCGGGCUGUAACUCUGGCACAUUAUGGACAAGAUCUUACAAGCUGCCGCAGGCGACAUCUAGCAGGGAAAAUAUCUUCCAAGAAAGAGUCCAUUGGCCACGUGGUCUCUGUGUUGCUCUGAGUCCUUGAGAGGUAAUCACAACUGUCCUUCAGCCAGGCCGUCCUGCAGCAGGAGGAAGGGCAUAGCCCAUAGCCAGGGUGGGCGCUUACGUCUGUGCUAAAGGAAAACCAAGCAGAAGUCCCUGUAAUAAAAUGUCACAAUAAAACCCAUGAAUGAAAAUGGUUAGGAUGUUACAGAUAUAUUUUCCUAAACAAUUUAUCCCCGUUCCUCGGUUUAUUCUGACUUCAUAAACAGAAGCUGGGGCCCAUGGAGGCUGGGGAAUCCCCUGCCUCCUUUCCACUUGGUUUCCUUCUGAGGCUGCAGGGCCAAGUGUUUACCCAGACCUGCCCGAAUCCACUAUGCAGGGAGGGGAAGGAGGGAAGUCUGCUUGGAAGAGGCCAGGGAGUACUGGCCUCAAAGGAAGUAUGUUGGGAUGGGAAAUCAGGGAGGCGCACACACCCACGCACAUGUGAAACACGCACGCACACAUGCACGCACAUGUGAAACACACAGACUUUGGAAUGGCUCUGCCAGCCCCUGGGUCCCAAUUCCUGCCCCACGCUAGGAAAUAAUGAGGAGACUCUAAGUGACCAAGCCCAGAGGCAGGACCGAACUGGUACUCCGGGCCUAGGCGAAGCAGCACAGGGGAUGCCCAAGGCCCAGGGUGCAGGGGCUUCAGGGCACUGUCCUCUAAGCGAGGCCUCUCUGGCCCAACUCCAGAGCCAGGUCCUGCCCUAUUCGACGGCCUCGCCUCACUCUCAGCCCCUAGCAGAAGGCCCUGAACCAAGUGGGUUCCUGGACUUGAGGGAGCCUGGGUACAGGGAUGAACUAGACUUAGAUGGACUUGAGAGUAAUUUCCUAACCACACUUCCUGCCUCAAGCAAGCCCGCCACGCCCGGCUCUGUGGUGUCCGUGCUAUCAUCUCCGGCUCCUAGCUUCCACUGCAAAGCUGACUGUCUGCUGAUGUCUCCUGCAUCUACACGAAGAAUGGAGUUAGCCAGGUGGGACCCAUGACCCUGUAGGACCUGGUCACGCGGGAACCAGUUCUCCAUGUCUGUGAUCCUGGAAACACUGGGCUCUGAUUCUGUUAUUAUUUUUACUUUUUUCUUCCUCGGUACCUUGGGCUGCAGCCUCCACCAGUGGAGGGAGAGCGGUUCGCCUUGUAAUUUGUUUUGUGUGUUGGCAGAUCUGGGGCUUUUUGUGUGACUCCCUCUUGGUACACAUUUUACUGGUCAUGGCCCUAGUCCGCCCGCAGUCAGUGUCUUUUGUACAUUUAAAUGUGUAAAUAAUUGUGACAAGACAAAGAAAUUAUUUAUUUCCAUCUGAAGUUCUUUUCAAAGGCUCUGUGUGGAGAACAAUGGGGUUGCUUUCCUUUCGUCUGUUUGUUUUCUUAUUUAAGACUAUUUAUUAACAGUCGGACCGAUGUACCCAUAGCUGUCUCACAAAGUGGUCCUUAGUGAAAAGUCUGUAUAAAUAGAGUAAAGAGGGGUUUGACUUUGCAAUAAAAGGAGACAUUUGGUUCUGGUUGUCA
This is a messenger RNA of Mesocricetus auratus (golden hamster), 3590 nucleotides long. RefSeq names its product bone morphogenetic protein 7 (gene Bmp7). Gene Ontology annotation, biological process: SMAD protein signal transduction. The record is from RefSeq and is a predicted model, not a curated record. Gene Ontology annotation, molecular function: cytokine activity; growth factor activity. Bases 495 to 1787 code for a protein of 430 amino acids. Gene Ontology annotation, cellular component: extracellular region. Lineage: Eukaryota; Metazoa; Chordata; Mammalia; Rodentia; Cricetidae. The transcript has 7 exons.